GGUACAGAGGACCUCAACAGCAUUAGAUAAAAUGUUUGUCACUGCUUUCUUCAAAUGAAAUACAGUUUUAAUCAGUGGUGGAAUAUUUUUUUUUUUCUUUUUUCUUUUUUCUUUUUUUAACUGAAAGUGAAGAGACUAUUUUGGCACUGUGUAUGGUAAUUAGAGUCAACUGAAAAUUACAAAUGCAGUUGGUGAUCCUAAACCAUCCUGCUGUAAGAUGGAGUGGUCUGCCUACUUGUCUUUGUUGGACUGUAUUUUUGCAAAAUCGUAGUGAACUGCAAUUACUCUAAAAUGGGCUGCACUCCUUCACGUGGGAACGGUCUCGACACAGCACAAGGUGCAUUCAGAAGAGGAAGAACUCUACUUCCAGGGACUCAUGAAAGACUUGGAGAAUCACAAUCUUAUGAUGGGAGCAGUGGAGAAUCCUGUGGACAGGACACAGCGAGAGACAACUCAACGGUUCGGAAUAACACAAGUUCCACGUUGUUAGGAAGGAAAUCCUCUACGGCUGAGCCUGAAGGGGCUGCUUCUGCCAAACUGGGUACACACGAUAUUAACAUUGAUAUAUUAUCUCAAGGGAAGGAACAACAAGAAGAAAAACAAGAGGUUUAUGAGAAAAAGGGACCAAAGAAGUUAAAGAAAGGCCAUAAAGGUGUCAAACUGAACAGGAAAAAAGAAAAAGAAAGAACAUUUCUUAAUGAAGAAAAAGUUGACUUUCCAGAGGCACUUGUGAAAGCUCAUCAAGCAGCAUAUGCAUAUCUUAACCCCAGCAUCAGUAAAUAUGAAGAUCUGUUGGGGUUACUUGAUCAGGCAGCCCAAACUCAAAUUUCCUUGCAACCCAUGGUGGCAUUCAUGGUCUUUCGGUAUGAGGAAAUAAACAAAGGGCUGGAAGAAAUAGCAGAAGAGGGGGAGAUGCUGUUAAAAGAAAACGGAGUCCAUCUGGCCUGGCCUUGUGAAAAAAAUAAUUCCUCUUCAUCCAACUUGGCAAAAAAUGUGACCUCUCCUGUAUGCAGUGAGCCACCACCAGACCUACUACAACAACUCCUACAGUACACUGUACAGAGGAUGCGUCAGGUAGGUCAAUCAUUGUGUGGAAUUGGAGAUACGUCACUUGAGGAUUCGGUGGAUUACUUUUCCUCCAUUACUGAAAUUCUAGAUGAGAAACUCAGGAUAAAACGUGCAUCAGAGUCUAGAUUAUUGCGGCUGCUUUCCCGGAUUGAGGCAGCAUCACAGAAAAGACCUGGCCCAGAAGACUCGGCACUAUUUAGUGAAGACAGUGGACUUGGGGCAGAAAGCGAAUCCUUGGCAGGUUCAGAGAGACAAUGUCAACGGAGAGAAAGUUGUGAGUCAACUGGAGCUAUUUGUGCUACAUCAAAUAGCCCUUAUGGUUCUGCACCAGUUCACAAAGGCUCAUACCGAGGAAGACUUCUCAAAACAAUAAGCAACAGCAGCUCUCUUAACUCUUUAGACUCAACUUGCACUAUUACAGAAAAAGAACAGAGGGAUAGGGAAUCAGUACUUGGCUCUGUCUCCUUGGAUGAAGGUGGCAGGAAUGAUGUGGAGGAUGGUAGUGAAGAUGAACAUAUCAAGGAGAACAGAAGCCAACAAAUAGAUUAUUGUAUUCCAAACCAGAGGCAACCACGUCGUUUGCCAGCAAAACGAAUAGAGAAUCCACAAAAUGUUGAAAUGACAUUAAAGCUAAAAGAUGCCAUUAGUGGCCGGAUUCGUUUUUUGCCAUCCCAAGGACCGGGAGAAAAAGCAAGACAGGCAGGUAACACAAACAGCAGUAGUCAGUGGACUGAGGAUGGUGAUAAAAGUUAUAAAAGACCUCAAACAGCUGCCUCUAAGACAUCUAAGAAAAAGACCACAGUUACCAAACGUUCAAGGUCAGCAGACUCUCUGCGUAAUAAAGUAGACGACCCUACACUCAUUGAACUGGAGAGAACUCAAAAGGAACUCAACCAAAGGCUGGAUAGAAUGACCAAGGUUAAGUGUGAAGGAAAUACAAAGCCAGGAUCAUCUAAAAAAAUCCAGCAACCGCAAACACAAAUCAUUUCAUCAGUUGCUGCAGACAGGCAGCAAUCUUUGAAUAGGAUAAUUUUUUCUCCAAGUAAUCAAAGAAAGGCAUCUAAUGCAAAAGUAGAACAAGAAAGUGUGAAGGAAGAAAUGGAGGGAAAAAAGAAAAAGGACAAAGGAAAGGGAAAGGAAAAGGACAAGGACAAGGACAAGGACAAGAAAACCCCUCCCCUUAAAGGGCCUGUUAAGGUAACACCUAUGCCAAGCCCUCCACCAUCACCCCGCCAAUCUUCAGGGUUGUAUAGGGAAAGGAAUUCUGUUAAAAAACUCAUUGACACCUUCAGUCAGGGGUUGGAGGAAAGUAAGCAGACCCCAGACAGUGCAACAGUUCUUGGACCUCUUAAAGGUGUUAGAAAAUGUGGUGUUCUCAUCAUUCCAGGUUUAGGUCCCUCUGCCACAUUAGCAUUCAAUGAAAAUAGCAUUCUCAGUAGUCAAGGAGAGUCACAGUGCUCUGAAAGGACAGAGGAUCUUGAUUUUGACAAUCUACCACCGCCUCCACUUGAGGUUCUCAUGGACAAUUCCUUUGAAAAUGCAGAGACAAAAGACAUGGAAGAAAAUGUACCAAGCAGGGGCCGAUCCACUCUGCCAAAAAGGACUCAGAUGUCUCAGAGGUUACGUGCCACUCUUCAGUCUGUUACAGUGCUACCCAGUAAGGGGAAUUUGUGUAAAGGCUCUGUUAGCAUGUCACCAGUUCGUUCAAAAAACAAUAAUAUCAGAGGAGUUGUGAAGGGUGGUCACCAUGAUUCCAGCCAUGAAACAGACACAGAAAGUGAGGAGGCUGCUUCCCUCUACAAACAAGCAAGAAAGAUAAUCCACUUGAGGCAUUCUUCUGACUCGCCGACAGAGAAACUUAUGGCAGAGCAGGGCCAAAGACAGCUUUCCAGCUGCCAAGGUGACAUAGAAGUUUCACAAAAGGAGAACAGUACAAGUGAAUCAGUGCCAAUCACUGCCUGCAAGAACCAAACCCCUGCCACUCCAACUGCAUUCAGAACUCGAGUGUUGCCAUCCACACCUCUGUUACAUCGGAGACUGCCUAGUCCUCCAGUACUGAAAAGUCAACCUUCUUCUUCAACUUCUUCUAGCCCUCCUGUAGUUCGUAAACUCCCCACACCACCUUCUGCUGGCCAACGAACACUGCCAAGCACGCCCGCAACAUGGCAAGACCACACCCCCAUCACUGUGAAAGGGGUUACCUACCCGUUUAAGGCACCGUCGCCUCCUGCCUCCCCAAAAGUGCAGCGCUGGUCUAGAGAAAACAGUAGUGAAGACUCUUCAAGAGUGUUUAGCAAUGCUCGAUCAGUGUUUUGUCCAGUCUCAUCAUCGUUAUUUGAAGCUCAGCCCGUUCCUACACCCAAGCCCCCUCAAGCAUGGGCCUCCUCGGGUAGCAGUGUCUUGCCUCGUCCCUGGGGUGAGCGUGGUCGGCUUCCAGUGUCUGCACGAGGGCCCCAGCCAUUCAUCCGGCGCAGCCAGUCAGACAGGAGGCCCAGUUUAAGCCUGCCAUCCAGGGUGCCAGUAAUCUCUGUUGCAGAGACAUGUGGGAGUGAACCAGCAAUUAGCAUGCAUGGGCUGGAAGUUGUUUCAGUCAGUGGAGACAAGCUAUGGAGUGAGCAAACAGAAAUCAGAAGUGCAGUUCGAUCUGUCUCGCAUCCAGACUUGUGCAUUGUGGGUCAAGGUUUACAGAAGGAAUGGGAUAAAUGAGGAAGGAGCAAGUGGGAUUAUGGAUUAGCAAAAUUUGAAUGGGAUUAAAAUGUUUGUGUCCUGCUGGGAAAUUAAAAUAGCUAUUUCUGAGAAGGCCUUCUCGUGAUUUUCAAACAUUGUUAUUUUCAUCCUUUUAAGCUUCAGUGUAUAUUUGAUCUGUUUGCCUCAAUUCAAUUGGUCUAAUUUAUUUUGAAAAUGUUUUGUAUUGUGAAUGCUAUUGGUUGGCCUUUUAUAUUUUAUUACUAAAUAAAAAUGAACAGAUAUUCACUGAAAUUGUAUAUAUUCACGUAUG
This is a messenger RNA of Carassius auratus (goldfish), 4066 nucleotides long. RefSeq names its product photoreceptor cilium actin regulator 1 (gene pcare1). The transcript is spliced from 2 exons. Bases 292 to 3774 code for a protein of 1160 amino acids. The record is from RefSeq and is a predicted model, not a curated record. NCBI's taxonomy places the organism in Eukaryota, Metazoa, Chordata, Actinopteri, Cypriniformes, Cyprinidae.